AUGGUGCUGAUUCGCAACCUCGAAUUUCCCCUGGAUAAACUGACCUGUAAUGAAUCCGCCUGCAGUCCUGUCGAGGACUCUGCGGCAAUCACCACGAGCCAAAUAAGCGAGUUGCUACGACACGUUUGUGCAUCCACAGAGUUGGGAUUGCAUGCGAAAUUGGCCAUCAUGUCUCGUGUGGCGGGUCAGGUUGUGCGAUACACUGAAUUGUUGACCUCCUCGACUACCUCGCUGAACCCUAAUCCGGCUGGUCCGCGCGAGAAUCUAUCCUGCCCAGUAAAGGUUGAAGUGGACGCGCCCCUGAAUCUGGCCCAACCGAAAACCUCGGACAAUUCCAGUUGCCUUAGUCCCACCUCAAUCCACCAUCCGUCUGCAAUGAGAGAAACAAUAUCCAGAAGUUUGGUUGGAAUACCACCUCUGGAAAGAAAGAGCCUGAGUUCCAACGGUUGUUCCGAUCGUCCCCUCCUAUGUGAAAGUACGAUAUCGUCACAUGGCGGACCAUCGAGAUGGUUCAAGUCAAGCAUACCUAAAGAACCGUCUGCAGGCCUCCCUCUGACCGUACCCACAACAUCCACUUCCACUCCGCUUCCCAUGACGCAACACCUUACACAGAAAGUGGAUCGAACAGGACCGCCUACGAUCCAAUCCGGUCUGGCGCAUUUGGCAGUUAAUCCCGCGAUCACCUGCACAACUGCGGCAUCAGUAAGUUCCAUGGACGUGUGCAAACCCACAUUCCGAUCCAAGGAGAUGGGUGUUUUAAGUUGCUGUUACCAGCAAUGCCAGCGUUUUCACUAA
This is a messenger RNA of Echinostoma caproni, 795 nucleotides long. The record is from the annotation of a GenBank genome assembly. Lineage: Eukaryota; Metazoa; Platyhelminthes; Trematoda; Plagiorchiida; Echinostomatidae.